GGGGCGGUUGAGAAGUGAAGUCUUGGCCAGACUUUGCUUCUUGCCAGGAAAUCCGCGGUGGCGGCGGCGGCGGCGGUGAUUCUCGGUGGAGCGGAGCCGGGCUGGCUCCCAGCUCCCUCACCGGGCCGCGGAGAGCGGGAGCCGGCGCCGGACUGCGGCGCCGGUAGCCCUGCGCGCCCCGGGCAGCCGCGCUUUUCCAGUGAGUAACUUUGCCCUGCCCGCCUCGUUCGGCGCCCUCUUCUCCGGCUUGGAGCAGCCGCCUCAGAAAAACGGACCUUGGCUUUAGUGAGAUACAUCCCUGUCUAUUAAAGGAAACCAGACCUUAAGUGGAAGACUAACAUAUGAGGAUACGGAAAUUGCUUCAGUUGAUCCAAAAUGGGGACAACAAGUGAUGAGAUGGUGUCCGUGGAACAGACCUCUUCUUCCUCUCUAAACCCCCUGUGUUUUGAAUGUGGCCAGCAGCACUGGACAAGAGAAAAUCACUUAUACAAUUAUCAGAAUGAAGUUGAUGAUGACCUAGUCUGCCAUAUUUGCCUUCAGCCUCUCUUGCAGCCACUAGAUACCCCCUGUGGACACACAUUCUGCUAUAAGUGCCUCAGAAACUUUUUACAAGAGAAAGAUUUCUGUCCAUUGGACCGGAAGAGACUUCAUUUUAAGCUGUGUAAGAAGUCUAGUAUUUUAGUUCAUAAACUCCUAGACAAAUUAUUAGUUUUGUGUCCAUUUUCUUCAGUGUGCCAAGAUGUAAUGCAACGCUGUGAUCUGGAGGCACAUCUUAAAAACAGGUGUCCUGGAGCUUCUCAUCGGAGAGUUGCUCUAGAAAGAAGAAAAACCGGUAAAACUCAGACCGAGACUGAGAGUGAAAAUGGACCCACUAUAAUAGAUCCUCCAGGUACUUUAUCACCGGAACCGGACUGUUCGGGGACAGGGACAGUGCCCGCCGAGCGGAAUGUGACAUCAGCAGCUCUUCCCGUGUGGACUGAGGAGCCUGGCCUCGACAACCCUGCAUUCGAGGAGAGCGCCGGCACUGACACCGCACAGCAGCCACUUAGUUUACCAGAAGGAGAAAUUACCACAAUUGAAAUUCAUCGGUCUAAUCCUUACAUUCAGUUAGGAAUUAGCAUUGUGGGUGGCAAUGAAACGCCACUUAUUAACAUUGUUAUCCAGGAAGUCUAUCGGGAUGGAAUCAUCGCCAGAGAUGGGAGACUCCUUGCUGGAGACCAGAUUCUUCAGGUCAACAACUGUGAUAUUAGCAACGUGUCCCAUAACUAUGCCAGAGCUGUCCUUUCCCAGCCCUGCACCACGCUGCAUCUCACUGUGCUUCGAGAGAGGCGCUUUGGCAACCGAGCAUACAACCAUUCUGAUAGUAACUCUCCACGAGAAGAGAUUUUCCAUGUGGUUCUUCAUAAACGAGACUCUGGUGAACAGCUCGGCAUUAAAUUGGUCCGAAGGACAGAUGAGCCAGGUGUUUUCAUUCUUGAUCUCUUGGAAGGGGGGCUGGCUGCCCAGGACGGCAGGCUCAGCAGCAACGACCGAGUGCUGGCCAUCAAUGGACAUGACCUGAAGCAUGGGACACCAGAGCUUGCUGCCCAGAUUAUUCAGGUGCUCCAGGUCUCUGCACAGGCCAGCGGAGAGAGGGUGAAUUUAACAAUUGCUAGACAAGGGAAACCCCAGCCUGGUAACACUCUCCGAGAAGCAGGAACUCACAGCAGCAGCCAGCACCAUGCACAGACACUGUAUCACAGCAGACCAAGCUCACAUAAGGAUCUUACUCAGUGUGUUACAUGCCAAGAAAAACACAUUACUGUAAAGAAGGAACCACACGAGUCCCUUGGAAUGACAGUUGCUGGGGGCAGAGGAAGUAAGAGUGGUGAACUGCCCAUCUUUGUAACCAGCGUGCCACCUCAUGGCUGCCUUGCACGAGAUGGCAGAAUCAAGAGAGGUGAUGUGUUGCUGAAUAUCAAUGGCAUCGAUUUGACCAGUUUAAGUCAUAGCGAGGCCGUCGCCAUGCUGAAAGCCAGCGCUGCUUCCCCCACUGUUGCCCUUAAAGCACUCGAGGUCCAGAUUGUUGAGGAGGCAACUCAGACCACUGAAGAGCAGCCAAGCACUUUCAGUGAAAACGAAUAUGACGCCAGUUGGUCCCCAUCGUGGAUCAUGUGGCUUGGGCUUCCAAGUGCUCUUCAUAGCUGCCAUGAUAUAGUUUUACGAAGAAGCUACUUGGGAAGUUGGGGCUUUAGUAUUGUUGGUGGAUAUGAAGAGAACCAUACCAAUCAGCCUUUCUUCAUAAAAACUAUUGUCUUGGGAACUCCUGCUUAUUAUGAUGGAAGAUUGAAGUGUGGAGACAUGAUUGUGGCUGUAAAUGGCCUGUCAACAGUGGGCAUGAGCCAUUCUGCAUUAGUUCCAAUGUUGAAGGAGCAGAGGAACAAAGUCACUCUGACAGUUAUUUGUUGGCCUGGCAGUCUUGUGUAGAUUUUUGAAAUUGGUUUUGAAUCUCGCAUCUUUCUUCUUUGGGUUUUUGAAAGAAGAUCCUUUGGUUUCAUUGUGUUUCUGGUUGUUUAGGAGCUACUGACACACAGCUGGUAUACACAGGGCCAAAAACCACUGAAAUUGUUCUUUUGUUUUUAUUUAAAUGGUUUCCUAUUAGCUACAUUUCUUUUAGCUUGGAAAUAGUCUUCCACUAACCAUUGUGAGUUUAUAUUUUCAGAAUUCAGACUCUCAGUUGUCAAAAUGCUACCUAUAAUAAUGAAUGCCACCCACCCAAACUGUGACCCAACCAAGUGGAUUAAAGAACUUCUGGUCAUUAUUUUCAAUAACUGCAUCAUAAAAUGAGUUAUGUAUUCCCCAAGACUGGUGUCAGUGAAGUCAGUCACAAUAGCAUUGACUGCCACCAUCAAGCCAAUGCCAUGAAUAGAUAGAUUUUAAAUUGGGGUGGUUAUUGUCCCCAUUUUUCAUUGGUGCCAACAUUUCAAAACUUCAUACUGUUUAUGAAGUGAUUUUCUGGGUUUUUUUCUACUGCACACUCUCAGUACUCAUAGAUAAUGAAGACAUAAGUCUGACACCACUGAAGAGAUUUUUUAAAAAUAAUGUACUGUUAUUAGAAUAGUAGAGAAUAAAAGGUGAUGUUAUCCAAUGACAAAGGGAUUUGGAAGAUAAUUAUAGUUUAGUGCUAGAGAUGGGAAAAGAUCGUUGAUUUGAACAGUCUAAAAGCAUUAAAGGUUCAUUUCCAAAGGAAUGUUUUGUUAUAUAGGAAAAUUUUGAAGCAGUUUUUGCUAAAAAUCAUUUCUAGACUUUGUAUCAUACUUAUCAGCUGAUUUAUACAAUUAAACUAGAUAAUAAAGAUAAAACCAUAUUGCUGUUAAAUAAACACAUAUAUAUCACCCUAAGUAGGAGAAGGGAGACCUUUUUAUUUUAUUUUUAUUUGAUUCAGAUAAGAGUCCUUGAGUGUUUAGAAACCCUUAUUUUUCCCAUUACUUCUUUUGAACUUGUUUCAAGUAAGAGACUGAAAAGUUCUGUUUUUCAUCUGUAGUCGUAGAUUUUAGAUGUUAAUAUCUGUCAGUCAGCUCUUGGUCACUAAGCUAUUUCAUAUAUUUUGAAAUGUUAUUCAAAACUAUGACUAACCCAUUUUGUUUGUCCUUUAUUCACCAUGGUUGUCCUUUGGAGAGCUCAAAGAAGUGAAUAAGGGAAAAAUAUCUUUACCUUAUUCACAUUAAGAUACUUGAAAAGUUUCAUUUGGAAACCUAGUUUAGAAUCUGAACUAAUUUACAAGUGACCUCCAUAAUAAAUGGUUCCAUAAUAAAUGGUAUUGAUACUCAGAGAAUGUAUUUCAAAAUACUACAGUAUAUUAUGAAGCAUGACCACUUUAUUUUCAAACUUAGCAGUUGCAUUGCUGGGAUUUAUUGUAUCUGUAGCAUGUUAGUGAUUAUUCCAGUUAGUUUUAUAAUGAUUUUUUAAAACCUGUCUCUUUGGAAUAAAUAAGAAAUGGCAACAGUAAUUGCUGCUGACUCAUUCAGCCCCUUAGCUACACUGUAUGGUCGACAUCUAACCAAGAUACUGUGGAAUGUCCCACACAGUAUAUUACUGUUAUGUGAUGACUGGCUUCUGGAGCAACUUGAUAUUCUAAUUGACAUGGAACAAGUUUUUAUUUUUUUUUUCUGCUCCCCAAAUAGAAUUUUGUAACCGACUUUGCUAUUUUUUUAAACAGUUUGUAAGAAUGUGUCAUUUCUUGGGGAGUGGUCAUCCAUCAACAAAUAUCUUACCUGCUACUUUGUUAUAUAUAAAAUACUUACAUUGAGCCCAGUGGGUAUAAUGAGUAUUUUGAAAGAAGAAAAUUUUUCAAUAUUAUUUUUAUCAUGGAAAUCUUGGAAUCAGCUUAAGCUAUAGGUUUUAUGAUAAAAGACUGUAAGCUUUUUGGUCAGAAUGAUAUUUGGUGAUGGAAACUUGUUCAUAAUUUAUUACUGUUGAAAUAUUUGGAUUUUCUCAUUUAACCCCUUAUAAUUAAAUAUUUGAUUUGUUCUGUGCCUUCAUUUUAAAGUAUUUCAGGAUUUUUCAGAUGUGUUUAAAUAAUGGUGUGAUAAUCAUUCAGGAUGGAAAUAAAAGUCAUCCUUUCCACAAUAGC
Molecule: messenger RNA, 4612 nt
Organism: Cynocephalus volans (Philippine flying lemur)
Lineage: Eukaryota; Metazoa; Chordata; Mammalia; Dermoptera; Cynocephalidae
Gene: LNX2
Product: ligand of numb-protein X 2
Exons: 11
Coding region: 376-2466 (696 amino acids)
Molecular function (GO): ubiquitin-protein transferase activity; protein binding
Source: RefSeq, a predicted model, not a curated record